Molecule: messenger RNA, 1512 nt
Organism: Acanthosepion pharaonis
Lineage: Eukaryota; Metazoa; Mollusca; Cephalopoda; Sepiida; Sepiidae
Source: the annotation of a GenBank genome assembly
AUGUCGGAAAACGGAAUUAACGGUCAUAGAGCCCAUUCCGUCGGGCUGCAAUGGAAAGUUGGCUUGAUCAACUCUGAACAGAAAUACUUGACCGCCGAAACAUUUGGCUUUAAGAUCAAUGCUUCAGGCACUGGUCUAAAAAAGAAACAAGCAUGGACAUUGGAACAAGAUUCUAAGGAAGAGGUGGUUUACAUCCGAAGCCAUCUGGGUCGUUACCUGGCCGCUGAUAAAUACGGUAAUGUGAGCGGCGAUAGCGAAGAACCCGGCCAGGACGAAAAAUUUGCUAUCGAAUACAGUGCGAAAGGUCAGUGGGCACUGCGGAAUGUGGCUCACGGCUUUUACGUCGGAGGUAGUGGCGAUAAUAUUGUGGGACAGGCUAAACAGCCUUCAACUACCGAAUGGUGGACCUUACAAUUGGCCAUCCACCCUCAAGUCAACUUGAAAAACGUAAAUCGCAAGCGGUACGCGCGACUGGCCGGUGAAGAAGGCGAGAUCCAAUUUACUGAGGUAAUUCCUUGGGGUCAGGACUCGCUUAUCAUCCUCAAAUUUGUCGAUGGCAAGUACGCGUUGGUCACCUGUGAUAAUCGUUAUUUGCACAGGGAUGGCACGCUGGUCAACGAAAUGAGCCAGGACACACAGUUCACGGUGGAACUCAAGUCUGGUCAAAGUUCUGGUCUUGCCCUUAAGGAUAUCGAGGGUCGCUACCUGACCGCUGUUGGUCCCAAAGCUGUGAUGAAGGCUAGAAAUAAAACCAUCACCAAAGAUGAAUUAUUCACAAUUGAAGACAGUCAUCCUCAGGUUACUUUUACCUCCCAUAAUGGAAAGUUGGUCUCUAUUAAACAAGGUGUGGAUGUAUCUGCCAAUCAAGAUGAAGUGACAGAUAGAGAGACAUUCCAGUUAGAAUUUGAUAAGGACUCUAAAAAAUGGGCCAUAAGGACUGUGGAUAAUACCUACUGGUCAGUGGAAGGCACUUCUGGUGUCCAGGCUGUUGCUAGGGAAAUAAAGAAGACAUGUCUUUUUGACAUUACCUGGCAGCGAGAUGGUUCCAUUACCAUAAUGGCACAUAACAACAAUUAUGUCUACAAUAAACUAACCGGCAGUCUUGUAGCUGGCAGUGAUUCUGUGUCAGCUAAAGAGAAAUUCCGAAUCCGAUUGGUUAAUCGACCAGCCCUUGUAAUGAAAGGAGAAUAUGGCUUUGUAGCCUUCAAAGUUGCAAAUUCUCCUAAGGCAGAAUAUGUAUGUAACAAAUCGGUGUACGACUUGAUUUUACUGGAAGCAACAAACAGUGGAAUUUACCAUUUUAAAGGUCAUAAUGGAAAAUACUGGAGUAUUGGUGAUGAUAAAUCCUUAUUUGCUGACAGCACUGGGCCUACUCCAUUCAUUGUAGAAUUCUGUGGACAGGCCAUGUUCACAGUGAAAGCCCCAGAUGGUUGCUACCUGAAAGGUGAACAGAAUGGCAUCUUCAAAGCCAGUGGUAAAGAAGUAAAUGCUUCUACUUUGUGGGAAUUUUAA